CUUCACGACAUUUCUUAGCAAUGUGAAUUGUAUUGUGUAAACAAAAUACUAGUUUAGAGUAGUAGUAACGUAGAAGUUUAGCAGUUACCUUUUUAAGAUGUCAGAAGUUGAAAGAGGAUCCGUUCUUGGCGAUGACGAAAUUUUGAAAAAUUUAACCACCGUUACCUGGGCACAUGCUGUGAAUAACAAAACAUACUUGCAAGCCGCGUUAGCGAGCGACGUGCAGAUGCUCGAAGCAGACAUAGUCCUGGGCCAGCUGAUCGGCAAGGAAGGCCCGCCCCUGCCCGUGAUGGCGCACCCGCCGGCCACGACCUCCGACCUGUCUCUCGGCGACUUCCUCUCCAUCGUGACGCAACACAACAAGGGCAUCGCCAAGGACAAGCAGAAAGGCGUCAAGCUGGACUUUAAGAGCAUAGAGGCGUUUGAAAAAGCACAGGACUUAAUAGCGCCAUUUAGUAAACCUGAGGACCCGCAGGCGCGCGCCAGCGAAGCGUCUUGCUCGCCCUGCUCGCGAAGAGAUUUCUCGGCCGCUAAAAGCCCUGAGAAUAGCGCGCAAAAUGAUUCGGUAACGUUCCCCCUAUGGCUGAACGCGGACAUCCUGCCGGGCCCGGUGGCCGCCACGACCAAGCCGCUCGACCCCGAGAAGUUCAUCAAGCUAGCGUCGCGGCACCCGCGCGCCGUGCUCUCCGUGGGCUGGACCACGCGCUACGGCGGCAACAUCACCGAGGGCGAGUACACCCGCCAGCAGAUCGGGACUAUGCUGAGGAUGGUCAAUUCGCUUAAAGUUAACCAGACUAUUACAUUCCCUGUCCGCGCCGGUCUCGCGUCGAACAGCCAGCCGGUGAUCCUGGACCUGCUGCGCGAGACGCGCGCGCUGGGCUCGUCGGUGACGGUGUGGGCGGCGGAGGGCGACGCGGUGGCGGUGGAGCGGCUGCGCGCGCUCAUCCUCACCGUGGGCCUCGAGCACACCUACCUGGACGUGCCCGCCGAGCUGGCCGCCCGGCUGCAGCUGCCCGCCCCGCCCGCCACGCGCACGCACAACUAGGGAUUACGUUAACAUUCCUUUUAAUUUAUUACCGUUUUAUAUUUCCACAUAAUAUGCUUCAAUCUAGUACAAAGAAACAAAAAUGUAGAUCACAGUUGAUGCUCUUAAAAACAAUCGCUUCUAUAUUUCUUAACAGUUGGAAUAGCUAAUUAGAAAUGUAACAUUUCUGACGUAAUGCACUCUAACGAAUUCAAUUGAUCAAUAAUCAUACAUUAACAAAGAUCGCGCACUUCAGAGUCCUGUGAUUAAAAUUUUCUUCUGGAACGCCGCUGUGUCUGUCUCGAUGGCAUACCCUGAUACUGUACAAUUAUUCUAAAAUCACCCUUAACCUAAGGCAAAUACGAUUAAUAAUGACUGAAAAACAAAUCCCUGCAAAGGGUGUCGACCUUUACAUGUGGUGACCACGUGACUGCAAUGUCGAGUCAUUCAUAGGUUUAUCUUGCAAUUAAUUGGCUGUAAAUUAAUCCUUAAACUCAAUGUGUGUAAGGUAGAAAGUAGCUUGUGUUCAUACAAAAACGCUCCAUUAAAGGGCGACUACGAGCAUGCAAAUUCUCACAAGUGAGUUUAUAAGUAGAAUAUAAAUUAUGGCUUUUAAGAUGUUAAAUGGCGUGCAUAUUGUUGUUAAGUUUAGUGGAAGGGUUCUUUUUAAAUGUAUGUCCUAAAACGUAUGUGAUAAGGAGCCUAUAGAGCGAUCUCUGGUGAAAACAUAAUAAAAAGUAAAUCCAC
Molecule: messenger RNA, 1771 nt
Organism: Leguminivora glycinivorella
Lineage: Eukaryota; Metazoa; Arthropoda; Insecta; Lepidoptera; Tortricidae
Product: protein FAM151A
Exons: 6
Coding region: 98-1045 (315 amino acids)
Source: RefSeq, a predicted model, not a curated record